AUGAGAGUAGUCAUUAAGGGCGGUGUCUGGAAGAAUACCGAAGAUGAGAUAUUAAAGGCUGCCGUAAUGAAGUAUGGCAAAAACCAAUGGGCCAGAAUAUCAUCUCUACUUGUCCGAAAGACGCCAAAGCAAUGUAAAGCUCGUUGGUAUGAAUGGCUGGACCCUUCCAUCAAAAAGACAGAAUGGUCUAAAGAAGAAGAUGAAAAGCUACUACAUUUGGCCAAAUUGAUGCCAACCCAAUGGAGAACUAUUGCUCCUAUAGUAGGACGUACUUCUGCUCAAUGUCUCGAGAGAUAUCAAAAGCUGUUGGAUGAAGCUGAAGCCAAGGACGGCGAAGAUGAUGGUCCAAAUGCUGAUGAUGUUAGGAAGCUCAGGCCUGGUGAAAUAGAUCCAGAACCUGAGGCCAAACCUGCAAGGCCAGAUCCAGUGGAUAUGGACGAGGAUGAGAAGGAAAUGUUGUCUGAAGCUCGAGCUAGGUUGGCAAACACUCAGGGCAAAAAAGCAAAGAGAAAGGCCCGUGAAAAGCAACUAGAAGAAGCUAGACGACUCGCCAGUCUUCAAAAGAGACGAGAACUCAAAGCCGCAGGGAUAGAUAUGAGGAAGAAGAAACAAAAGACUGGAAUGGAUUAUAAUGCAGACAUACCGUUCUAUACUCCAGCUGCAGCAGGCUUUUGGGAUACUUCAGACGAACGAGAUCGAGAAUCUAAAGCUGCUCCUAGUCGAGUAAAUGUAUUAUUAUCGACUCUGGAAGGCAAACGCCGAUCUGAAGUUGAAGAUGGUGAACGUAAAAAAGAUGCUAAACGACAAAAGACGCAAAAGGAAGCCGGUACUUAUGUGCCCCCUUCUGCUGUAAAGGCCGCAGCUAUGGCUCAACAAAUGUCUCAACGAAACAGGUUGGUAUUGCCUGCUCCUCAAAUGGGUGAAGCCGAUUUAGAAGAGUUGGUGAAGUUGGGCUAUGAAGGUGAAGCCGUCAAGGCCAUAGUAGGUGACGAUGGUGAUGCUUCCAAGAGCCUGUUGGGUGACUACUCAUUGAUUCGGACCAACCAACCCACUCGAACGCCUCGAGCAACCGCAACGAAUGAUAAUAUACGUGUAGAAGCCCGUAAUUUAAGAGCCAUGACUGAAGCCCAAACACCAUUGCUUGGAGGAUCUAUUGAUGUAACUCCAUUUGCUGAAGGCGGUACUGGAUUCGAAGGUAUCACUCCACGACGUGCUAUAAUGCAAACACCGAAUCCAUUAGCUGCUCAAUUGACUCCACGGGCUGGAGGUCCAGGUGUAUCCAUGACUCCUCGUGAUUUUGGAACUCCAAGAUCUGUAGCUGGUAGUACCGUUAGCAGUAGCAUGGGUAGCAGUCGUGUUGGUGGUGGUAGGACGCCGUUACGUGAUGAAAUGGGUAUAAACACACCACGAGAUGAUUAUGGAGGCUCAUUUGAAGACACUCCACGUAGCGUAUCUAGUAGAGGCCGACAAAACUUGAUACGAGAGCAACUAGCAUCACACUUUGCCUCGUUGCCCAAGCCAAAGAAUGACUUUGAAAUAGUAUUGCCAGAUCGUCCAUCCGCCAACGACGAUGACUCUUCCGAACCAACUGUGCAGACAGAAGAUGCAGCAGAUAUCUUAGCACAACGAGAUUCAGUAAAACGAGCUGAAGAAACAUCUAGGUUGGAACGAAGGUCCAGUGCUGUGAAACGAGACCUGCCUCGUCCUGUCAUGUCUAGCACAUCUAGUACUGACAUAGACGAGAAUGAAACCGAUCCAGAACGCCUCAUCCAGAGCGAAGUAGAACGUCGUCUUGGAUAUGAUGCUGUAUAUUAUCCAGCAGCAGGUCAAUCACGUCUGACAAAUGGAAUAGCACAUGUAGCAGACGAAUCAUAUACCGAUGAUGACUAUGUUGCAGCCUGUCAAUUACUCAAAGACGAAGUAGCAGCCACGGAACCUUUGGAUGAUACUUUAUAUGACAGUAUCACCUCAAAGUAUACGUAUUUGAGAACCGAAUCGGCCUAUGUAGAAACAUCCAAAGUCACUGAUGAUAUGCUUAUAUCUCAUUAUGAAGCCGAACUGAAUGCAGCACGACUGCAAAUGUCUCGAGAUGCAACAGCGGCUGGUAAAUUAGAAAAGAAAUUAAGUGUCAUGUUGGGAGGGUAUCAAUCUCGAGCAGCCAAUCUACACAAGACUCUAACUUCCAAGUUUGAAGAAUUGAUGGACGCUCGUGCUGAAUUGAAUGCAUUUAGCAAGUUGAGGCAAUUAGAAUUGGAUGCAGCUGAAUCUCGUAUGGAUAAAUUGAAGCAGGAAGUCGUGGGUUUGGAACGACAAGAAACGGAUGGACAAGAACGUUAUAAGCAGCUGCUUGAGGAACGUGAAGCUCUUAUUGAGCAAGGCCUAUAA
Messenger RNA from Synchytrium microbalum, 2385 nucleotides. RefSeq lists its product as uncharacterized. The transcript has 3 exons. The record is from RefSeq and is a predicted model, not a curated record. Bases 1 to 2385 code for a protein of 794 amino acids. Gene Ontology annotation, biological process: mRNA splicing, via spliceosome. NCBI's taxonomy places the organism in Eukaryota, Fungi, Chytridiomycota, Chytridiomycetes, Synchytriales, Synchytriaceae. Gene Ontology annotation, cellular component: spliceosomal complex; Prp19 complex.